GCCUGGACUUGCACCUUCUUUCUCUGCCCAUGUUGGUCUAGUUCGACGUCUUCGUCGAGCUGGGGCACGUUAUGCAACGCUGGUUCUCGUUAUGCAUGAUACGGGCACUUCGUAAUUGGGGUCAUAUAUCGGCCCUACGGUCGUGGGCUCCGGCCAUCCGGUUAUAAGUUCAAGAUAAGUCUGGGACCCUGCAUCACUUACUCACCUUUCUCGACGACCUCGACAUCGUCCAACAUGCCCAGUCUUGAACUGAAGACCAACGUCCCUCUUGAGGAUCCGAAACCUUUCUUGCUUGAGUUCUCUAGCAUUGCGGCCAAGACGCUGAGGAAGCCGGAACUGUAUGUUUCCGUGAGCUACCACUACAACGAGAACCUCACCUUCGAUGGAUCGUUCGACCCGGCGUUCCUGAUGACUGUGACGAGCCUGGACAAUCUCAAGCCCGGACUGACCGAUGAAUACAGCAAGUCAUUCUUCGAGUUUUUCCGCGAGAAGCUUGGUAUUGAGGGCGACCGUGGCUACAUCACUUUCCUUGACCCGGGAAGGGCAUUCUUGGGCCACAAUGCUACUACGUUCGGCACGAUUUUUGGGAAAUGAUGGAGAUCUGCUCGCCUACAGUUCCGUCCGCGGAAGACAUAAUAGCGAUCGUCAUGUUGUACAAGUGCAAUGCAUCUACACGCGCAGUUUUUGCUCAGCUCGCCUAUAAGACCUC
Molecule: messenger RNA, 709 nt
Organism: Fomitopsis serialis
Lineage: Eukaryota; Fungi; Basidiomycota; Agaricomycetes; Polyporales; Fomitopsidaceae
Product: Tautomerase/MIF
Exons: 5
Coding region: 235-594 (119 amino acids)
Molecular function (GO): phenylpyruvate tautomerase activity
Source: RefSeq, a predicted model, not a curated record